Xyrichtys novacula (pearly razorfish) is the source of this 6384-nucleotide messenger RNA. The record is from the annotation of a GenBank genome assembly. Lineage: Eukaryota; Metazoa; Chordata; Actinopteri; Labriformes; Labridae.
AUUUCGUUUUUUGGGACAUGUGGAUUUUAUGGUCAGUGUGUAACUCAGAUGACAUCACUCUCCACACAGAGCGUCAUAUAGAAAGCGGUAUGCAAAGGGCACAAAUUAACUGAACUUUUAAAAACUGAUAAAAAAAAGUUAAAAAAGGUAGAGUUAGAGUACGCUAAAAACCAUAAAACCUUGGCCAACUGAAAACUGACACACACGAAAGGUUUAAACCACAAUAUCUGAUUAUUAAGUGUCUUCAGGUGCAGGUACAGCACCACAAAAUAUCUUUUAACUUUCUGCAACCCGCACCCCCGUUUUUUGGGGUCCCUAACGCCGGGUUCAAAAACUGCUUUUCAGCUAUGGAUGUGGACAAGCGUCCCCCUCAUAUCCUAAUGUCUCCAAUACUACCUGCUUUAAACUGUGCCUUAAACUGUCUCCAUCUCUCAGCUGGCGACCAUGUCAUUUUUAUUGUGGGUGCCCUGCUUUUUUUGUGCUAUAGGACAGGGCGAUUUGGCCCAAAAAAUGAUCACGAUAUAUUUUGUCAUAUCGUCUGAUCUCGGUUAUUAUCCCGAUUUUUUUUGGUAUUUUUUAAAACUUUUUUUAAACUCUGUUUUAAUGCAUCUCUACUGAAAACUAAAGAAACUAGAAAUUAGUUCAACAUUUUAAUAACAUACAAAGUCAAUAAAAAAAUUAAAAAAGAUAAACAUUGAAAAAUAUAAAAACCAUUUUUACUCAACAGUACAACAAAUAUAGAUAAAUAUUUAAUAGUUCAGGAAACUAGUUUACAGUCUAGGGGUGUCCUGAAAUGAUAUUGAUAUCGGAUAUCGGUCCGAUAUCAGCAAAAAAACAAACAUCAGAUUAUACCCUGCAUCGAAAAUCUCCGAUAUUAGCACUCUGAUACAAGCAGUCUAUUCCAGACUCCGCUCCAGCACCUCUAUCUAGCAGCACCCUGAUCCAGCAAGCUGAGCACACAAAAUCACAACAACAGUGUGUACUAAGGUACAAACAAAAAAUCAAGGAGUAGGAGUGAUGUCGGCUCUGUGGCGGUAUUUUUUGUUAAAGUCCAAAUAGACAUUGCAGCUGAGUGAAAACUGGUCAUGCACAAUUCUGUGCCAAUAUCUGAUCAAUAAUGGUAUCGGUCAAUAUUGAAGGCUACAAUAUUGGUAUUGUAUCAGAGGUCAAAAAGUUGUAUUGGGACACCCCUAUUACAGUCCUGAGUGUUUUUGCAGGUAUGCAAGACCCAAAAUAAACAAAUUACCCCCUCAGUGAUGAUGAAGACGCUUUAAAACGUAAACAUUAGAUGAUGUAAACGUAGAUGAUACGAUUGAUUGCUGCUCUGUUGUGUCGGUUGGUUGUGGCUGAACUGCUAAUGCUACUUGUUCCAGUGGCAGGCUGUGCAGACCCCGCUCGCAUUUUCAUGUUUUCCACAUAAUCACUCGGGAAGAACUUCUUCAAAUGGUUACACCGAUCUGUUGUGAGGGCACAAAUUGCCGACAUACCUCGGCAUAAUUGUUCCACAUCACGUCGGAGAUACCCGAACCACUGCCACUCAACCAAUGUUGAGUAACUUUUCUUCUCUACAAUGGAAUCUUCAGAGGAUGACUCAAAGUCACGGCUGACAUCUAUUUUGCUGCCCUCAGCGCCAUGUUCUGUUAUUCUGUGUACUUCUCCGGCAACUUAAAGAAGUGAGCAGGAAAAACUUGACUCUGAUUGGCUGUUGUCACACACAUUUCCGCCAUGUUUGAUUGAGUAAAUAUGCCCACAGUUGAGCACCGUGAUUGAACUGAGAUUUAUCGAGAUCAUUAAUUACGAUCAAAUAAAUGCCCUGUCCUAACUCAUUUUAUAUUUCUAAUUCUACAAACUCUCCUCUUUUAUGACACUGUGCAGCACUUUGCUAAAUGUCGCUGUUUUCUAUAAUGUGCUGUACAAAUAAAGUAGACUGGAUAGGACUGGAUUGUUUUCCUUCAGCUGUCAGCAAGAAGCGGUAAAACUUUCAGAAUUUAAAUCCAUUCUCUAUAACUGCACAAGGGUUGGACUAUCAUCAGACUGAUAACAGAUGGAGCCACAGUUUCACACUUAGCCCACAACUUCAACAACUUUCUUUUUCAAGAUAAACACAUCUUUUGUUUUUGUUUUUUUCAGCAUCUCAAUAAUAAAGAGGUGAUAAGAUAUAGUUUUAAACACAUACGAGAUAAGCGGUCAUUAAAAUGUUUCUAAAGACAGAAGAAGGUCGAGUUUGGAAAUUUGGAAGAAACACAAAAUAACUGAUGGAAAGUAGAGGGGAAAGCUCCCCAAUAUGAGCAAUGUGAUUUGCAUGUCCUGUGCUGUAGGUGUGUGUAUAUGUUAACUGGUGGCAAACAUGACUGAUGGUUCCUUUUUCAGUUUUAAAGAUUGCACCAAGGAGGAAAGCAGAUGUCACCAUCACCAAGACGUUUUUCAUCGAAACUUUCAAGUCUGCUCUCAUCUUACUAUCUUACACAAUUUUAGUUUAACACAUGGAAGCAUACAUAUCAUGUCUCCUGAAAGUGAAAUCAUUCACAGAAACUUUUUUUGAGCUUUUCAACAAUGAAAGUAAGAGAAAGUAGGAGGACAGGAAAGGAAAGGUACCUGCUGGAACUUUUUAACUAAACUGUCAUCGACUGGUUGAAUCCACCUUGUAGGUGUUUAUUAGUCGUUUUCCACCAACAAAUCAAACACGAGGUUUAACCUUCAGCCAGUAAGAGACUGUGUGGGUGUCGGCUCGACAAUUCCUUAAUAGAGUUCCUUGGUUUAAAAGUGUAAAGUAAAGUAAUCAUCUGAAUACUCAGUGGCUGUGAUCUUUGGGCCUUCAGACAGCACUAGAUUAAAAAAUAAGAAAAUAAAACAACUCUGAAGUGGAAGUCCCUGGAAGAAAUCACCUCCAGAGACCAUCACUGUACCCAUAGACAAAACCGUAUAACACCAUGCUCGGGAAAUGCCAUAAAACUGAAAAUACGACAAAAGAGAACCCAUCAUAUGCCAAGCUAAUUAAUUUGCAAACCAUCAGAUUCUGUUUUUAUCAACAUAUCACUGAGUGGACACAGACACAUAUACCUGAAUAUCCACACUCAAGCAUCAUGUUCACUCCUCUGUGAUGGUACAGUCAAGCCUCUGCGUGCACAGUGGUCAGCGAGCUCUGAUGAAGAGGUGCACCAGCGUGAUAUCACACACGCUCUUUGUUGAUUUUUCACAAAAGUCAAGCUGUCAAGUUUUUGUUUGCAACAAGCAAACACAAAAAAAGCAGCACGGCAUGUUUCAUUUCAUGUGACUGACAUGUAUAUUAUUGCAUCAGAUUCACAAGAAUGAAACUAAACACAACAAAAGCACAACACUCCAGGCAAACGUCAUUCACGCUGUAAUGGAUUGAAAUUAAAGGUAUUGUAAUGUUAGAAAUAAAGGCUUAUGGCAGCUGCAUCUUCAACUCUCUAAAGUUUGUGCUUCGCGGGAACAUGAAAGAAAAUUGCAACAGGAUUUCACACAGCAUGAUGAUAUGUUCAAGCAGGAAGUUUGCACAGAGUUAAAUUUGAGUUCAACCUGAAAUUUCUAAAGCUGAAAUGUUGAAUUGUAAAAUCUUGGUUUAGCUUGUGAUUAUCUUGUCAUUGUUUCAUCUAAAGAACUUUCUCUUGACCGAUCUGGUGAAAGUUCAUGAAGGUUAAGUGAGAGCAGAAGUUAUUUUCUCGUGUGGGCACUGACUUCACAGAUAUGGCAACAGCAGGAAUGCCCCCAUAGAGCAACAAAUUUCCAUGGAUAGAAAUUUCCCCACCCUCCUCUCUCACGUCAAAAUCCUGUCAUAUUUUCUUUUUACAGUGACCCUAAGGGAACACCUCUGAAAACUGAAACCUAACUGAUUUUCACUCCGAGCUGAGCAAUAAAGAGUAACUGAUGACAACACCUUGUGUGACAAGAUGUGAAGAGCAGUGAUGUUGGCACAUCAACCUCAGUGGUCUGGGAUUCCUGUGGGGGAUCCCCACAAAUCUGUAGGCGUUAUCACUUUUGCUGUGUGUGUGUUACAACACACUUCCAAGCUUCUAUUUUUAGCAACACCGUGCGUAAAAAGUCACCAUUCCUAAUCCUGCUUGUGUUUUUUAAACUGAAAUCUUCUACAAACUUUAUUUCAAUGUUUAUUUUUCCCUUAUUUUUACUUUCAGAGUGUUUACACUUACUUUUGAAAAAACUUGUACAACCUGUCUGUCAAACUUUGAAUUUUAAAAACAUUUUCUUUUCUUUUUUUGCAUUUAUUAACUCCAGAACUCAAGUCUUCAAAAACUGUCAUUUUAUUUUAAUGUAGUUCGUAAGCAAACAUUUAUUAAGUACAACUAAUCUCACUGAUUUUACUACUGAUUUUCAAGAAAUGAAUGAAAAGCAAACAUAGUUUCAUAUAAACUAUCAAAACAAAGUUGCAUUAAAAAAAUAACUACAAAAAUGAAGCACAUUUUGUUUUUGAUGAAUGAUGAGUUUUAGAGGUAAGUUUGUGGUCUCUUAGCUUCUCUGAAAAAAGGAAACCAAACAUUUGACACCUGUCGUUUCGGCGGCUGUUUUUUCUGAAAUGCACACUUUAAAAUGCGGGUAAACAUACAAAAAAACAAAUCUCCUAUAUACAUUAUAGUUUAAGCAGUGUAACAAAUAUGAUGUGACUAAUUCCUAAAGGGGUAAAACUCAGUGCUCCUAAAAUAUCCUUUAGACAUCCUGUGGUUUUUGCUAAAAUAUGUUAAAUUGUUUCUUAAUCAUUAUCAGAAAGAUCAAUCUGUACCCACUUAAUCUUUUUGUUGGGUUUUCACCCCGCAGAUGAUAAAGGGAAAAUUUCUUUCAUGAUUAAUAGGGAAAGAAAAAAGAUGUUCCAACAAGAACACACACCCACUUCUUUUGCCUAUAAAAGCUGCGUGAGGGGUCGUCACAAGUCACACAUACUCAGAGCAGAGGUAUUGAACACCUGAUCAGCAAACAGCAGUCAAGCUUCUCAAAGGUCUAACAUGGAGCAGUGCCUUAGAAUCGCCCUUUGGAUGUUUUUCCUCCUCGGCUACCUUCAAGCAAACCCCAUCCCCACUGACGGAACUACGCAGUGCAGCAGCCAGACAGGACAGCACCUCCAUUUCAACUUGGGUGACCUGGGCUUCAACUUUCUUCAUAAAGAGGUCACAUGUGUAAGUCAACUCAGCAUAAACAUGAGGUUUAUGUGCUCCAAGAAAAGAGAUGAUUUAACCUGGUUUAAAUUCAUAUUUCUAACUUUUCUUUGUUUUGUUUUCCUUUCUGUAGGAGAAGAAAAUGACUUUCACAGCCCCAAAAAAUGUAGAGGUAAGAAAUCACACAGAAUUUGCUGCUUUUGUUCAUUUUCUCUUCUCAGUCUUUUAGUCUUUUUCUACAUCCAAGUCCUGGGUUAUUCUAGUCUGCCUGUUUGUUAACAUCUAACACCAAAACUACAGCUAGCAUUUUAAUAUUUUUGUCAACACUAAUGAACUCUGAUCUGAAAUUACAUUUUGCCACUGUUAUGAUGUGUUUAUUGAGCUGUGUGUGACCUAAAUGAUUUCUGUGUCACUACCAGCCGAUCUGCUACACUGCAGCCUUGGAGAGCUUCAUUAAAGGACUGGAACGGGCCGAGGCAAGCUGCACAGGAGAUGUUGACCGGGUGACUGACACACUGGAUGCUAUCAGGAACUCGUACCCACAAAACACAAAGUGCCCACACCCUGUGAGUAUUGAAAGUGUUGUGUUCAUAGAACUAAAAGGGACUCUGUUUUUGUUGUUCUACUUCAGAUGUAUGCUACAUUUUGGUAAUUUUUUUUUCAAUUGGCACCAUCCAAGUUGCUGUCUCCUCUAAACUUUCCCUGCUGAGAGACGUCUGUUGAUCCUUUUUCAAAUAACGGGUGCACAGUAUGUGUGAUGAGGUCAAUAAUGAGGAGGUUAUUCACAAUGUGGAUCAAAAGAGAAAAACCAGAGAGGUGAGGAGGCCAGAGUGGACCUCAAAGGUUGGCAUCUGCAGUGCCUGUUAAUGCAAACGCAAAGGGGUGUAUACUUGGCGUUGACAAUGAGUUUGAGACGAUUCUUUCAGACCUGGGCCGCUCUAAGCUCAGCUGUUCACACCUGGCACCUGUUGACCCACAUCUUGUUCUCUUUACAUGCACUUUGUUUGCAUUAUUGAAAAAGGCACUCGUAUGAGCAAAGUCUGUCGCAUACACCUAAAAUAGAACAACGUGAAUGCACUGAGGUCAGCAUGUCUUAUAAUGAUCUUAAUCUCUUCUGUCAUGAUCCAAUGCUAAACCAUCCAUCUCUUCUCAGGAACAGUGCAAGUGGGAAAGCGAGGAAUACCUCCAGCAGUUUGAAGGCUUUGUGAAGGCGACGGAGAAAUUUGUGAAGGAGCUCAACAUGGCCGGGAAUGUGUGA